CUCACACUCACACACACUCACACCUCCUCCAACCCCACCACCUCCACCAUGGCCGCCUCAACCUUGUCUGUCUGUUCCAACGACCUGAGCUACGACAGCCGGAUCUGCCUGCCGGGGUCCUAUGACUCCUGCACCGACUCCUCCUGGCAGGUGGACGACUGUCCAGAGAGCUGCUGUGAGCCCCCCUGCUGUGCCCCCAGCUGCUGCGCCCCGGCCCCCCGCCUGACCCUCCUCUGUGCCCCAGUGAGCUGCGAGUCCAGUCCCUGCUGCCAGCCAGCCUGCAGCAGCUCCUGCCUGGCCUUGGGCUGCCAGACGUCUAGCUGCCAGUCCUCCUGCUGCACCUCCUCCCCCUGCCCGCAGGCCUGCUGUGAGCCCGUCUGCUGCAGGCCCGUCUGCUGCGAGCCCGUCUGCUGCAGGCCCGUCUGCCUCAGGCCCGUGUGUUGUGAGGCCUCCCCCUGCUCAGCCCCCUCAUCCUGCUGCAGACCCUCCUCCUCCGUGUCCCUCCUCUGCCGCCCUGUGUGCCGCCCCGCCUGCUGCAUCCCUGCCUCCUCCUGCCAGCCCAGCUGCUGCCGCCCGGCCUCCUCCGUGUCCCUGCUCUGCCGCCCCGUGUGCCACCCUGCCUGUUGCAUCCCCGCCUCGGCCCUGGAGCCCUGCUGCUGACCGGCCGAUCAUCUGCCCUCCACAAGCUGCUGUCUCUCUCACAAGCUCCAGGAGCCCCUCUGCUGGCACCAGGACCUCCCCUCUCCCAAAGGUGGACACGCAGAUGCUGCCCAGAGGGUAUUCGAACUUGGCAGGCAUCCCAGAGAGCCCUUGACAGGGUGGACAGUGGGGCCCCAGGAGCCUCCUCUGCAGGACGGGCUGCUUCAAUCCCAUAUGACAAACACAAGCUGCUAUAAUGAAUAAAGUGUUUAUGUCAGGAAAUACGGA
This is a messenger RNA of Cervus elaphus (red deer), 927 nucleotides long. RefSeq names its product keratin-associated protein 10-8-like. Gene Ontology annotation, cellular component: keratin filament. The record is from RefSeq and is a predicted model, not a curated record. The transcript has a single exon. NCBI's taxonomy places the organism in Eukaryota, Metazoa, Chordata, Mammalia, Artiodactyla, Cervidae. Bases 49 to 660 code for a protein of 203 amino acids.